Messenger RNA from Pararge aegeria (speckled wood butterfly), 7147 nucleotides. RefSeq lists its product as uncharacterized. The record is from RefSeq and is a predicted model, not a curated record. Gene Ontology annotation, biological process: autophagosome maturation. NCBI's taxonomy places the organism in Eukaryota, Metazoa, Arthropoda, Insecta, Lepidoptera, Nymphalidae. The coding region runs from base 140 to 7147 and encodes 2335 amino acids. The transcript is spliced from 41 exons. Gene Ontology annotation, cellular component: cytoplasm.
GCAAUUUUCCUAAACACUGAACGAACAGCUGAUCAAUCAAAAUACGCUGACGAAAAAUACUGUGUAAAAAAGCGAGUUCUAAAUCUCAUAUCUUUGGUUUGAGUCUUUAAUUAAAUGAUAGUUUUUAUACUUAUUAAUUAUGGCGACUAUGGUAAAAGAAAAACGCCGAGAGAAAAAGAAAACAAAGAACAAACAGUUACCUGAAAUAAAAUUGUGCAAUAAAGAACUAGAAUCUCCCAUACAUGACAACAAUUCAGAAGAUAAAGAUGUUCCCCACGUUGCAUCUAGUUUUAUUACUGAAGAGCAACCUUCCAGCUCAAGAGAUCAUUCUAACUUAGAAAAAGAUACAACCCCAGAAGAAGACCAAGAUGUUUCAACAAAUGACAAUAUUGAAAAGCAACAAAUUUCUUCAAUUAUUGGUAUACCUAGUUUUAAAAGUGAUACAAGUUCGAGUGAUAAUAGAGUGCAUAAGAUGAGUAAGGAAAAGAAUGAAAAAGAAACACAAAAUGUAAUAAGUGAUGGACAGAAAUAUUUAGAACAUAAUAUAACUUUAGAUUCAAGUAUUUUACCUAGUUUAGUGACUCCAGAAGCUGUGAUAUUAUUAAAAGAUAUUGUAGUACCAUCUGCGCCCCUAGCACCAGUGGAAAUUGAAAAUCAACCUUAUAUUUCUACUGUGCCAAGUGAAAAUGUUCUAGAAAGAGACAAAAUUACAUGUAUGCCACUAGAGGAAGCAAUCAGAGUGUUUGGGGGGCAUGAGAUAGCUGAAGUUAAAGCUUUGAGUCAGAAAGAGGAAGCUAUAGUAGAGUUUGGACCACAGAGUGGACCCGACCAUCCAUUGGUCGACCUUCUGACUACUUUUAGAACAUCUCUGAUAUCAAUAGAUCGUGAACGCAACCGCAUAAGCUCCGGUUACGUCGAGGAAGAGAAAUCGCGAGCUGCGUUAUGGAAGGUAGAGAAGUGCAGUAUCAACGUAUCGCAGGCGUGCCCGUGCGGGGCGGACGUGAGCUUGCAGGCGGGCUACGAGGUGGCGCAGUUGCAGAGCGAGAACAUGCCGGCUGCGAAGCUGAGGCUGGAGUCCCUGCUGAGGGACGUGCGGGAGGGCUACUGCCACCACCAGCACGCGGCGCUGCGGGCGCACCGUGACGUAGACGAGCUGGUGGCAGAAAUCGUCACCAGCAAUAAGGGCAACGUCCGCGAGGCGUUGCUGCUGGUGCUACAAGCGCUGCAGCUCAGCGACGCGGCGCCCGAGGCGUACGCUCAAGCGCUGCAGCGCUGGGCGAGCAUGCUGUCGUUUUCCCUGCUCGAUCAGAGGGACUUGGGGCACUUGCUGUUUCUGCUGCAUUGUCUCUUUAGGCAGACGCGCUCCGUGCGGUGGGCGCGGCGCGGCAUCGAGCUGGCCGUCCCCGACCUGCCGGCGGCGGCGCGCCUGCUCGCCGUACUCGAACUGCUCCUCACCAGGCCGCCGCUGGAGGAGGCGCACGAGUGCACGGAGGAGUCUGAAGCUUGGGAGGAAGUUGAUGACCGCGGGGAGGGCGGUGCGGUGGGGGAGGGGAGGUUCCGUGAGCGUGACCUGCUGGCUCUGCUGGAAGCCUUGCCGCUGCAAGACAUGAUCGCGAGAAUAUUGCUCUUCGUGAGAACCGAUAUAGAGACGGAGGAGGAGUGUAUGUGGGGCGGGCGCGGCGGGCGCGGCGCGCUGCGGGCGGGCUGCGGCGUGCGCGCGGUGCUGAGCGUGCUGCGGCGCGCGGGGGCGGCGCACGCGGGCUACGCGCGCCUGCGCGCCCGCCUGCGCCGCCUGGCCGCCGCCGCGCUGCGGGGCCUGGCCGCGCUGCAUCUGCACUGCAGAUAUGACUACGAGCAAGGAUUACAAAAGAGUAUAACAGCCGAGUUGGAAGCUUGUUUCGCGGCCGGAGUUAGCUUGCUGACGGACGAGUUACACGUUGUGCCCGCCACGCUGCUGUGUGACGACGUCGCGAGAGAUUACUGCAGCACCUUGAUCACUGGCCUUCAUGAGAAGUCCGCGUUGCGCGUGGAGUCGCUGUCGCUGGCGCUGGCGCCGCAAGCGUGUGCGCUGCGCGUGCGCGCCGUGGCGCAGGCCGCCCUGGACCGGGAACUGGACCACGAGCUCGCGGGCUUGGCGCUGGAGUUUCUCUUUCAGGUGGGAAUUAAACGCAAGUCAGUUUGCAAAGACUCGUGUGACAUCACCGCGCGGGAGAUGUUGCCCCAACUGCUGACUCGAGGGCAUCUGCACACAACGGCGUUCCACAUGCUAGCAGAUCUGAACCAAGGUCGUUGUGUAGCGACGGGCGUGGCGCCGGGCGAGCUGGUUGCGCUGGCACCGCGGCGCUGGCGGCCCGCGGGCGCCGAGCUGCGGGCGCUGCUGGACGACUGGGCGGCCCGCUGCGCGGCGCUGGUGCCGCCCCUGCUGCUCAGCCUCGACUACGAGCCGCACACGGGUGUCUCUCUGGAGAGCCAGCUCCUCAUCGGCUCGUGGGUGUGUGCGUGGCUGCGUGCGAAGGGCGAGAGUCCGGAGUGGGCGUGGCAACUGCUGCAUGCGCUUCGGGUUCACCGCACGCACUGGGGCCUGCCGAUGGACGCGGCUCCGCUGGACGCGGCUCCGUUGGAGGAGCCCGCGGACCUGCUGUCCACGGCCUACGCGCUGCUGGCGGGCGACUGGGGACACUGCUUGCCUUUGGUGUGCGGGCCGGGCGCGGGCGCGCUGGCGCGGCUGGCGGCGGCGCGGCCGGCGGAGGCGCUGCUGUGCGCGGGGCCCGUCAUGCGCGUCAUGGCGCAGUCGCCGGAGUCCGUCUCGCUCACACCCAAAUUUGCCGAAGUGUUCACUUUGAUUUUAAACUCCGGUCCGAACCUCGUGCAGCGCGCGCUGGGCCGGCGCGCGCCCGGCGGCCCCGACUCGCUGCAGCGGCUACUGCUCGAACACGCGCAGGACACCAGGAUCUCAAAGCUGGAACGCAGCGCACUGCUGUCGGCGUGGAUGCACGCGCUAUGGAAGCCGGGGGUACCGGACGCCGGCCGCGCGGCGCUGGACGCGGCCGUGCGCGCCGCCCGCGCCUGGCGCACUCUGGACGCACACGCCGCACUCUUGUUGCAGGAAGAAAAUGCCAAAGAAUACAUAACCGACGCAGUCCGGAACGUCUCCCAGGCGCCUCUGCUGUGCGAGUCCAUUCUACGCAACGCGUACGCACUGGAAGUACAGACACACGCUCACGCGAGGUUGAUGGACGAGCUCGCCAAGCAGAGAGCUGCCGGUCAGAAGAUCCAUGUGGAUAAUGCGCUGAAGCAAAUAGGCGCAAGUGCGAGCGCCGACGAGUUGGCCAUCCACCGCUGCGCGUGCGCGGCGCUGGCGGCGGCGCCGCGCCACCCCGCGCACGCGCUGCUGUGGCGCCUGCUGCUGCACAUGUUCCUGCAGCGCGCGGCGACACCGCAGACAUCGUUCCCGGUCGGGCCACUUUUCUUCAGCGGGCUGGUCAAGUCCCGUACCCUUACGCAACUGAAGAAACGUCUCCGAGAAGUAGCCGCUUACCACAGAGCUCGAACGGAAGUUCUUAAAACCAAAGAAGGAAACGUAGUUAACCCGAGUACAUCAGAAAGUUCCAAAACGAAAAAGUCUAAUUCCAUUUCUGAAAACAAUUUAUUUACAACUCUAGCCAUCUUCGAUUUAACGGGUGUAUCCGAUUCUGAUUCUGAUGAUAGUUUAUCGGAUAGAGACAGCAAUGUACAUGAUGAGAAAGGCGCGAGAGAGACUAGCGUUGAUCGUGAUACGCAUAAUCUUAUAUGCUACCAUUCUGCUGCGGAGAAGAUAUUCCGUGAGUAUUCAGUAUGGCUGGAGGAAGGAGAGAAGGUUCGCGCCACUCCACUCCACGCCGAUGUCGCGCGGUUUAUUUCCGAGCAGGCGCUCGAAACAGCUUGGCGCGCUUCCUUGAGCCAGGUAUCACCCGUGGCGGACUCUCCACCCGCCCCAUUAGGCGCGCAGUCGGCGCCGCAAGCAUACACGACGCAUUUUGAACGCGCCGUCUCGGCGAUCAUGGACAUCAAGAGUAAAAAAAGACGCCGCAGGUACAAAAUGCCGGAUUUACCGACCAUCAAAGAUGACAUGUACUUUAGAGAUACAAAAUUGGUCGUUGAAACAAUUCAGCAGCACCUGACAGAACUAGAAAAUUUUACUAAGGAGUGGGUGUCGGAUCUGGAGCGUGUGACAAAGUUGGACGGCCAGCUGUGGGAGCUGGUCAGCCGGCACCGCGUGCGCCGGCCGCUGCCGCCCGUGCGGAGGCCCUGCCCGCAGGGCUGCAAGCCCGUCACUAUUCAUAUCGCGAAAGACGAAUGGUGUAUAUCGACUGGGGCCGAACAAGGAAUACAGGAGAAUCGCCGAAGUGCGCGCGCGGCCAUCCGCCAGCUGUCCCGGCCGCGGCCGCUGGAGGCGCAGGUGACGUCGCGACUGCACUCGAUAGGCAGGCGCGUCCGCAGCCAGGAGGCGGCGCUGCGCGUGGCCGAGCUGGCCGCCGCCGCGGCGCCGCGCACGCAGCAGUGUGCGCCCGCACACGACGCCGUGUGCGCGCUCGUCGCCGACGUCGCCGCGCGCUUCCUCAGCGCGGACGGGCCGCUGGCGGCGCGGCUGCUGGGCCGCUGGGGCGCGCGCGCCGCGCUGCAGCCGCUGUGCGCGCAGCUGACGCCGCCGUGCUGCGCCUGCCGCUCGCGCCGCACGUGGCCUUCAGCUACCUCUCCAAGUAAUGUGGUCCGGCAGUUCGAGCUGGUGCCGUGGGCGGACGCGGCGGCGCCGAGCCAGCGCGCCCAAGUGCUGGAGGCGCUGGCGCAGGCCGCGCGCGGGCUGGGCGCGCGGCCCGACCCGCAACAACUGAUGCUGCUGGAGCUGCUAGCAGUGCAUUCGCAGGCGGUGGCGCGCGCGCCCGAGCUGUGCGCGCACGUGUUGCACUGCGCGCGCCUGGCGUGCGCGGGCGCCGGCCUGCCGCCGGAAUACCUGGCGCACGUGGUCGAAGUCGUGGACAAAUACGGCGACGAAGUGGAUUUUGAUCAGCUGGGACAUGUGCUUCGGCAACUGGGCGUGAUGUUUUGGACGGCUUGCGACUCGGGGGCGAUAGAAAGCGCGACGCACGCAACGUACGCGGCGCACUUCGCGGACAUCUUGUGCGCUCUGCUGCGGGCGUUCGUCGCGGCCGCCGUGCGCCGCACCUACGAACCGGUAAGAGUGUCGGUGUACGCGUGGGCGGCGCUGCGCGAGAGCUGGGCGGCGUGGCUGCAGCCGGGCCGCGCGCCGGCGCUGGCGCCCGACGCCGGCGCCGCCAUGCUGGCGCGCUUCGUCGACGCGAUCGCGAUGAUCAUGCUCGAGUGCCCAGGCUGCGAGGACGGCCUGCUGCGCCAGGUGUUCGAGUGGGCGGUGCGCGCGCACGGCUGCCCCGAGCGGCGCGCGCAGGCCGCGGCGCUGUUGCCGCCGCUGGGCGCGCUGCCGUGGCACCGCCAGUGGCUCCGCGCGGACGCGCUCGCGCUGUGCUGCCAGGUGAGCCGGUCCGGCGAGGCCGCGCUGGCGGCGUGGUGCGGCGCGUGCCUGCAGCACCAGCAGGCCGCGAGCUGGCUGCGGGGCGCCUCGGAGGACCAGCUCCCGGCCGCGCUGCCACUGCUGCUGGAGCUCUUCACCUCCAAGCGGCUCGCAUUGCCCCGCCAGGCGCUGGAGGAGGCGCGGCGGGUGCCGUGGGCGCGGCUGGGCGAGGCGGCGCUGGCGGACGCGCUGGUGCGGUUCUUCGCGGAGCACCACUCGCCCGCACUGCCCUACCACCGCGCGCCACAAUUCAGGUGCCCGAUACGAUCACACACCACCACUCAAAUACACGUACACUUGUUAGCACUGAAAUGUACAUCAUCCACUAGAACAUAUCAACUGCUAUUUCAUUUAACAGACACAAACAAGUACGCUUUCACGUUUAUAAUAUUAGUAAGCAUUAGUUUUAGUAACAUCGUUCCUUAUAUUAUCAAAGGUGAAAGUGUGUUUGUUUGUUUGCCCUUUCUUCGUGCCCUAACAAAGCAACAAAGCAUGUGCAUUUUUGGUAUAGAGCUAGUUGAAAGGACGAAGAGUAACUUCAUCCCCGAACGAGCUCGGUGCGUGUCUGCUGUUUUAUUGUUCGCGAAUAAUGAGUUACUUCACAGAGUCGUACUGUCGGCUUGCCAACUCGACCCAGAGCAGGCGGAAUCCCUGCGGCUGGGCGGGGCGGCGGAGAAGCGCGCGCUCGGCGUGUCGCAGUGGGUGCGCGCCGCGUGCGCGCCCGCGCUGGCCGCGCACGUGGCCGAGCACGCGGCGCGCGCGCUCGCCACGCUCUCUGAACUAGCCCCGCACUUGGAAGAGAACGCGGAGGAAGUGGAUCAGCUUCUGAGCCGCGCGAUCGUCGUGCUGUGCGUGGAGCCGGCGGCGGGCGCGGCCUUCCCCGUGUGGCUGCAGUGGGUGCCGGCGUGCCCGCCGCGCAUGCGCCGCGCCGCCGCCGCGGCCGUGGCCAGCCUCACCGCGCAGCACUACUUCGCGGCGCUGGGCGACGCCGUGGCCAAGGCCAUACUCAAUGAGGAAGGGAGCGGCGGCUGGCGCGAGCUGGCCUGGCGCUGGGCGCAGUGCCCGCGGCGGGAGGCCGCCGGGCUGCUGGCGCGCGGCCGCCUGCACGCCGCGUACGCCAUGCUGCUGGCGCGCCCGCACUCGCCCGCGCUCCUGCGCCACGCCUUCGACGCGCUGCGAGCGGCGGACGUCGACUUUGCUCGCGACGAAGUGAUCGUGUGCGUGUGGGUGUGCGUGGCGGCGCGCGCCGCGGCGCCGGGCGCGGACGCGGAGUGCGCGCAGGCAGCACGCGCGCUGCUGGCGCGCUGGGCCGAGCAGCGCCGCUCGCUGCUGCAGCUGGUCACGCUGACCUCGGCCGCCUGCCCCACGCCGCAACAGCGGCUGUUGCUGCGGCUGGCUGCGUGCGUGGCGGCGCCGUCGGCGGCCUACGAGCAGGCGUGCGAGGCGGCGGGCCAUGCGCACGCGCAGGCGUGGGCGCGCGCGCCGCACGCCGCGCAGCUGCCGCGCCUCGCCGCACGCCUCUACCCGCGCCACGAGGUAUACUUCAAAGAAGAACUAGAAAUGUCCGCCAACUUGGAGUGA